Nerophis lumbriciformis (worm pipefish) is the source of this 11546-nucleotide messenger RNA. It is a transcript of the gene casz1, whose product is annotated as castor zinc finger 1. Gene Ontology annotation, cellular component: nucleus. Gene Ontology annotation, biological process: positive regulation of transcription by RNA polymerase II; regulation of neuron differentiation. NCBI's taxonomy places the organism in Eukaryota, Metazoa, Chordata, Actinopteri, Syngnathiformes, Syngnathidae. Gene Ontology annotation, molecular function: RNA polymerase II transcription regulatory region sequence-specific DNA binding; DNA-binding transcription factor activity, RNA polymerase II-specific. The record is from RefSeq and is a predicted model, not a curated record.
UGUGUGUGUGUGCACAAGGGGAUGGGUCACAUAGAGACCUUCAUGUCUCGAGUGUGGAGUUUUUCCGGGCGGGGGGGGUUUGCGCAAAGCGAAAGUGAGGCGGCGACAGACAGCGGGAAGUUGAAGAUCCGGCUUUAUUUACAGAUCAGUUGUCAAAAGGAGCCGUUUAAGGGGAAUGCACCCGUUCCUGCGCCGUGACAGGCGGGGUGAGCAAAAGGCAAGCACGAACCUGAGUGCGAGAUAGUCAAACACAGACUUUUUUUUUUUUUUUUCCUUCUGUUGAAGACACACAGAGCAGAGGGUGGCGAGGGAGGCGAGUGGGUGUUAAGUGACUUCAUUUGUAGUCUAUUUAAGGUAUGUUUUACGUGUCCUCGUGCUGCUCCUCCAUCACCUAAUACAGCCUCCGUCUUCCACUUUCAGCAAGCCAGCGCAUUAUUUCCCCUUUUUUUUAACACGGAUGGUUUUCUCUGCCGCGGCCCGAAUCGGUCUGUGAUUCCAGCCCUUCUGACGAAGAGGCGAUAAGAGAGCGGCGUUCUUAUCGUGGCCGCAAGUAGGCACACGUUAUUCAACAUCCGCGUCCUGCUCUUUUCACAUCCUUUCUUGCUUUAUUGCACUCUUUUCAAAGUUGUCUGACUGCAGGGCGUGGACUCCUGGCCACCAUUUUUGUGUCAUUAGAAGGCUUUGUUUGAUUGAAAUAAAGGUGUUCCGCCCUCUGUUCAAAUGAUAGCAAAUCCAGGAUAUCACGUCUUGGCUGCAGAUACCCUUAUCCUGUUCCAGGUGGCAAUAAAUAGCAAAACAAGUCCUCACACAAACUUUGACCUGAUAAUUGCACUUUUCAUGCCAUCAGCUCUUUCUGCACUAUAAAUCGUUUUAAAAGUUGAGCAAUAUUUGUUAUCUCCCAACCGGAAUCUUGACAACAGCCGAGUGCCGUUCUACCGCUAAUGAGACAUCGCACUCCCGUGCCGAAUCUAAAACAAUAUUUUUGUCCUUUUUCCCCCGCGUGAUGUUUUUAAAGCAAACACGUUAAAUUUGGCGUUAACAAGACGCAGCGCAUAAGAGACAAACACGGGCUUGUUUAGACUCCUGACAGUGACAUUCAAAACGUAUCAUCCCCGCAGGACUGUGCAGAUACACCAGAUGACCGGGACAGCUCAUAUGCUUCAGGAUUGAUAUUGCAAUGUGAAAAGUGACCCUCAUGUAGGAGAGAAACUAGAAAUUCCCCACCGCAGACUAGCUGAGAGCCUUCAAAUCUAACAGGCCGGUGUCAAUGAGCACUGCCUUUUUUAACUAUAAAAAAACCCCUCAAACUGAUAGACCCAGGAGGUUGAAAUAGGAGAGCCAGCAGGCAUUGGUGUGUCCUUACACACACACUACACACAGGGCACAAAGCACUUGUUAUCACUGGUAACAGCAGCACAAAACAGUUGAUGGCUAGUGUUGUGUACCACAGUGUUUUUCAACCUUUUUUGAGCCAGGGCACGUUUUUUGCGUUGAAAAAAAUGCGGAGGCACACCACCAGCAGAAAUCAUUAAAAAACGAAACUCAGUUGACAGUAAAAGUUGUUGUCGCAAUUGUUGGAUAUGACUUUAAACCAUAACCAAGCAUAGCUCUUGUCUCAAAGUAGGUCUACUGUCACAUCACGCCGUGACUUAUUUUGAGUUGUUUUGCUGUUUUCCUGUAUGUAGUGUUUUAGUUCUUGUCUUGCGCUCCUAUUUUGGGGGCGUUUUCUCUUUUUUUGGUAUUUUGGUGUAGCAGUUUCAUGUCUUCCUUUGAGCGAUAUGUCCCGCAUCUACUUUGUUUUAGCAAUCAAGAAGAUUUUAGUUGUUUUUAUCCUUCUUUGUGGAGACAUUGUUGAUUGUCAUGUCAUGUUCGGAUGUACUUUGUGGACGCCGUCUGCUGCUCCACAGUAAGUCUUUGCUGUCGUCCAGCAUUCUGUUUUUCUUUACUUUGCAGCCAGUUCAGUUUUAGUUUCGUUCUGCAUACCCUUCCCUAAGCUUCAAUGCCUUUUCUUAGGGGCACGCACCUUUUGUUUAGUUUUGGUUUAAGCAUUAGAUCCCUUUUGACCUGCUGUUACCGACAUCUACUAAGCUAUUAGCUACUGGCUGCCACCUACUGAUAUGGAAGAGUAUUACACUAGACAGCACCAACACUCAGCAACAACACAUCAUUUGCAGACUAUAACUACUGGUUUGCAAAAAAUAUUUUUUACCCAAAUAGGUGAAAUUAGAUCAUCUCCCACGGCACACCAGACUGUAUCUCACGGCACACUAGUGUGCCGCGGCACAGUGGUUGAAAAACUCUGGUGUACCAGUUGAAAUGUGUGUGUGUGUGUGUGUGUGUCCUGAAAAACAGCUGGUGUUGCACUGUAACACAGUGUGUGUGUCUGGCGUAUGGCAUUCUCAUCGAAGAAAAAUGUUAAAUGAACUUCUCUCACUUCAUCAGACUUUGUGUGUGUGUGUGUGUGUGUGUGUGUGUGUGUGUGUGUGUGUGUGUGUGUGUGUGUGUGUGUGUGUGUGUGUGUGUGUGUGUGUGUGUGUGUGUGUGUGACCAGAAACAAAGGUCCCCUCUUGACAGUUUAGCCUGAUACGUCCCCAGUUGGUAAGAUUGGCGCGUGUGUGUGUGUGUGUGUGUGUAAGUUUGUGUGUGUGUGAGAGAGAGUAUACCAUACACUUCAGGGACCAGGAGUCAGGGCAAAGCCUGGUCCAACUGGACUGGAAAGGGCCGAGGGCCAGCUCCCUGAACACACCACCCUCUUUACACCUGUCACACACACAAAAACAGCUCACAGCCGUGCUGCUCAGCACAGGGUUCUCAUUGUAGCGGUGACAGGAGGGCGCCCGUUAAGUGGCUCUCUCUUCCUGUGUGUGUGUGUGUGUGUGUGUGCGUCAUAUAUUGUGUGUGUGUUUGUUGUUCCUCGCGUGGCUGUGGAUUGGAGAAAGGGCGAUGAAGGACCCCUACUGGUAAAGUGGGUAAACUUGCACAGCCACGACAUCUGUGCUCAUAGGAGGAGGAGGAGGAGGAGGGAGUGGAGAUAGACAGCGAGAGAGGAGGAGUAGGAAAAAGGAGAAGAGUGUGAAGGAGAGAGGGAGGGAGGGCAGGAGGAGAGAGAGAGCAGAGCCCCGGCGUUGAACAGUUGAGGAGAAAAUGCCUUGCUUUGUGGAGAGAAUCCUUCCAGGGCAGGAGGGAGAGGUGAGGCAGAGCAGGGAGGGCGGUCUGCUGCCAGCUGAAAGGAGUUUAUGCACUGAAACGACCUCAGGAAAACCCAAGAUGGCUGCCAAAAGGAAAGGCGGCCUAAAACUCAAUGCUAUCUGUGCCAAGCUGAGCCGCCAGGUGGUCUUUGACAGCAGCUCCCAGAACGCAGAAGGAGACCAGAGCGUGGCUGAAAACAGCGAGCGCGGCAGUUCCCACUACGACGACAACGACACCAACUUCCCCGAGAGCCUGAGUUUGAGUCAGAGCCUGGAGGAGGACCAGAAGAGGCGCGAGGCCAUUGAGAAGUGGGUGAACGGCGAGUACGGCGAGGAGCCACUGCCGCUGGGGUGCGGCGACGAGCAGGAGCACGAACUCAAAGACGCCAACGAUGAAGACAGCCCUCCCGUGGGGGUCUACAUGGUGCAGCCCAAAGGCUGCAGCGACGACGAGGACAACGGCGAGGAGGCGGAGCCCUUUGCGGGCUCUCAGGAUGGCAGCUACCACGACGACAAAGAUGCUGACGACGGGCCUUCAAAACCUGACGCCUACAUGCCACCGAGCGAGGCCCAGACCCGCCAAGCAUCUUUCUCCUCUCCAGGGGAAGCAUCUGCCCUCCGAGACUAUGCGGCCAACACGAUGAACGAGUUUUUGGGAAUGUUUGGCUAUGACGACCAUCAGAUGCGGGAUGAGCUGACCAAGAAGAUCAGCUUUGAGAAGCUCAAAGCCGCUACCUCAGAUCCCUCAUCCCUCAGUAGCGAGGAGGCCUCUCGCCGAGCCCGCUUCUCCAAGUACGAAGAGUACAUCCGCAAGCUUAAAAGCGGCGAGACCCUACCUUGGCCCAUGCAUGCUUCCCCACCCAAACCAGAUGACCUCAACUCAAAACUGUCCCAAGACAAAAGUCCAACCAUGCUUCAGACCUCCGGGUGCCUCCCAGGGACCGAGGCCCAGAUCUAUCCUACUAGUUUGGAUCACAAGCAGCAAGGAGCCCCAGCGGGUGCCGCACAACCAUCCAAUCCCUCUCACAUGCAGAACAUGGCCUCCCGGGCCUCCAAGUAUGACUUCUUCAUUCAGAAACUGAAAAUGGGUGAGAGCAUACAGCCCAAUGGUAAUGCUUUCAAACGACCCUCUAAGUAUGACCUGGAGAAUGUCAAGUUCCUGAACCUCUUUAAGCCAGGUGAGGGAAACCCCGACAUGGGUGGCGCCAUCGCCUUUAAGACUGGUAAAGUCGGCCGCCCUUCCAAGUAUGACAUCAGAACAAUCCAGAAGCUGAUGCCAGGAAACCCUGAAGGUUCCCUGAUGCCCAACAUCCUCGCAACCGCACCGGGGAACCCUGGAGCUCCCGGUGUUCCCACCAUGGGUGCCACUGGGGCCACCAUUGCACCGGGUCUCACCGUGGACCAGACAGGCCAUAUAAGCUUCACAGCUGACUACCUGAAGUCCAGCUUUUCCAAGACUGACUCCAUCACCACUGGCACCGUGUCCUCCGUUAAGAAUGGCCUGCCACCAGAUAAACCUGCCAGCGACGACGUCAACCUCUACCAGAAAUACAUCGCCAGGUUUUCUGGAAGUCAACACUGUGGACACGUGCACUGUGCCUACCAGUACAGGGAGCACUACCACUGCAUGGACCCUGAGUGUAACUACCAGGUGAGCAGGUUUACCAGUAAGCAGGAUGUAAUCAGGCACUACAACAUGCACAAGAAGAGGGACAACUCCCUGCAGCAUGGUUUCAUGCGCUUCAGCCCUCUGGAUGACUGCAGCGUCUACUACCACGGCUGCCACCUCAAUGGCAAAAGUACACAUUACCACUGCAUGCAGGUGGGCUGUAGCAAGGUGUACACCAGCACUUCCGAUGUCAUGACCCAUGAAAACUUCCACAAAAAGAACGCCCAGCUGAUCAAUGAUGGCUUCCAGAGGUUCCGUGCGACUGAGGACUGCGGCACAGUCGGGUGCCAGUUUUAUGGCCAGAAGACGACACACUUCCAUUGCAGACGCCCCGGCUGCACGUUCACCUUCAAGAACAAGUGUGAUAUCGAGAAGCACAAGAGCUACCACAUCAAGGAUGACGCCUAUGCCAAAGACGGCUUCAAGAAGUUCUACAAGUAUGAGGAGUGCAAGUACGAGGGCUGCGUGUACAGCAAAGCUACCAACCACUUCCACUGCAUCCGCUCGGGCUGCGGCUUCACCUUCACCUCCACCAGCCAGAUGACCUCCCACAAGCGCAAACACGAGCGCCGACACAUCCGCUCCUCCGGCGUCAUUGGCCUCUCUUCCACCUACCUGGUGCCAAAGGACGAGCCGGAGGAAUCCAGCAAUGACGACCUGAUGGACUUCUCGGCCAUCAGCAGCAAGAACUCCAGUCUGAGUGCCUCGCCCACCACCCAGCAGUCCAUCACUGUAUCCCACCUCAUGGCCACACCCACUACUGCUGUCUCCUCUUCCAUGUCGGCGGGCCUUACCCUUAAGCCCUCGCCCUCGCUACCCAGUGCGGGUCAGCGAAUGUCUAACCUGCUGUCACAGACCCUGCCCAGCAACAUGCCAGUGGCCCUCGCUCUGUCCAACAGCUCCAUGGCUGCUUCCAACCCCUUCUUCCCCAUCAUACCGAGAAUGCCUCUCCAGCCUCCUCCACAGGCGGCUGGCCUGGUAUCAGCUGUGUCAUCUGGGGCCCACUCUAUGCCCACUGACUCGCUGACUCAAGGCUGCUCCAUGGCGGGGACAGGAGGGCUCAUGGCGUCUACUCCGACCUCUUUCGCCACCUCCUCCAUUAUGGAGAAGAUCUCAGCCAGCAAAGGUCUGAUAUCACCUAUGAUGGCCAGGCUGGCUGCCGCUGCCCUGAAGCCUUGCAAUGGACAAGACACAGGGAGCGGGCAGCCGGCCUCAGUCAACCAGUUUAAUCUGGUUCAAGUGAAGCAGGAGCCAUUGGAAGCCACCUCGGGGGCCUCGCAGGAGUCUACACAAGAGCAGAGUUUGGACCUGAGUCGGAAAGAGAGCAGUAAUGAAUCAAAUGGACACGCUGUACCAGGGAAUGCAUCUCUUUUAUCCUCGCUUAUGAAUAAGAUGUCACAGGUGAACCCUGCUCUCUUCAACGCCAUGCAUCUGAAGACGGAGCUGGAGGCCGCUCAUGGCGGGCAUACCUCCGAGGCGGCCCAGCAGUACCUGAACCGAGCUCUGAAGAGACCCUUGGUUGACAAACCCAGUGAGAUCUGGAGGACUUACCUCCGCAGAUUUGACACAGAUGACUUCUGCGAGGCUCAGUGUGACUUCCUGCAGAAAGUGCACUUCCACUGUCUGGUGGAAGACUGCGGCGCUCUGUUCAGCACAGUGGAUGGAGCCAUAAAGCAUGCUAACUUUCACCUCAGAGCUACUCUGAAAGUGAAGUCGGAGCCUCCGUUCGGCGAGGGCAAGGUGUCCGGCGAGGGAGGUCCUCUGCGGCCCGCCGCGCCCGUCUCCAUGGCCAACAACCCCUCCAUGGACCUGGCUCACCUCCCACCCUCCGGAGGAUACAGCUCCCCUCCGCCCUCCCUUCUGGCUUGGAAGCAGCUGACUGGCAGCAUCCCUCAGAUGCCGGCCUCCAUGCCCAACCUGCCAGCCAACUCCCCUUUGGCCACCACUUCGCUGGAGAAUGCUAAGCCUCAAGUCAAGCCUGGUUUUCUGCAGUUCCAGGAGAAUGAUCCGUGUCUGGCAACGGACUGUAAAUACUCCAACAAGUUCCACUUCCACUGUUUGUUUGGAAAUUGCAAGUACGUGUGCAAGACCUCUGGCAAGGCCGAGUCCCACUGCUUGGACCACAUCAACCCCAACAACAACCUGGUCAACGUCCGGGACCAGUUCUCUUACUACUCCCUGCAGUGUCUAUGUCCCAACCAGCACUGCGAGUUCCGAAUGCGGGGCCACUAUCACUGUCUGCGGCCCGGCUGCUACUUCGUCACCAACAUCACCACCAAGCUUCCGUGGCACGUCAAGAAGCACGAGAAGGCCGAGCGCCGCGCCGCCAACGGCUUCAAAUACUUCACUAAGCGGGAGGAGUGCGGACGGCUGGGUUGUAAAUAUAACCAAGUCAACAGCCACUUUCACUGCAUCCGCGAGGGCUGCCAGUUCUCCUUCCUGCUCAAGCACCAGAUGACCUCGCACGCACGCAAACACAUGAGGCGGAUGCUCGGCAAGAAUUUUGAUCGAGUCCCGUCCCAGGUGAUGCCACUCGGCCAGAGGACAGAUGAGAUGCACGGCACGAUGUCGGGGCCCAUGGGGGCCCACUCUGACAUCACUUCCAGCUACUCCUCCGCCACCUUAGACGACGCAGAUGAUUACGUGGACUACAUGGGAGGCGGGGGAAGCCCCUUGGGGAUCUCAUCCGAGUCCUCCAACCAGGACCGCAGCUGCACCAGCACCCCCUUGGGCAAUGAGGGCUCCCCAGCAGGACAAGGCUACCCCACCACCACCUCUGCUCCCACCACCCCUGCUGACACUCCUCAAAACGCACCUCCUUCCUCACCUCCUCCAGCUCCUCCUCCUCCACCGCAGCUUCUACCUCCUCCUCUUUCCGUUCCUCAGGCCGGCCUGCAGGCCCAGGCCUCAUCCUUAUCUCCCGCUCUCCUCCGACAUCCCCUGCCCUCGCUCCCAUACCUCCUCGCUCCAUCCUGUCUGUCAUACUCUCUGCUCAGCACCUCUCUGGGAGCCACUCGGAGUGUUGUCAUGCCAACCAACACACCAGCUUUCAGCCCCAUCAUUGCCACUCCGUCUCCAGUUAAAAAUGACGUCCCUAUAGUGCAGGAUGCUGCAGGAAACACCAUCUCCAUCCCCACCGCCGCCGGAGCCAAGAAGCGCUUCUGGAUCAUCGAGGACAUGUCUCCGUUCGGCAAGCGGCGCAAGACGGCGUCUUCGCGCAAGAUGCUGGACGAGGGCAUGAUGCUGGAAGGCUUCCGUCGCUACGACCUGUACGAGAACUGCAAGGACUCGGGCUGCCAGUUCUCCCUGAAGGUGACGCACUACCACUGCACGCGCGAGAACUGCGGCUACAAGUUCUGCGGCCGCACACACAUGUACAAGCACGCCCAGCACCACGACCGCGUGGACAACCUGGUCCUGGACGACUUCAAGCGCUUCAAGUCCACGCUCAGCUGCAACUUCCCCGACUGCCAGUUCUCGGGCAACAGCACCCACUUCCACUGCCUGCGCUGCGGCUUCCGCUGCACCGACAGCACCAAGGUGACGGCGCACCGCAAGCAUCACGGCAAGCAGGACGUGAUCAGCGCCGCCGGCUUCUGUCAGUUCAGCUCCAGCGCCGACUGCGAGGUUCCCGACUGCAAGUAUAAGCUCAAGUGUUCCCACUUCCACUGCACCUUCCCCGAAUGUAAGCACACUGUGGUGGGAAUGUCCCAGAUGGACUCCCACAAGCGCAAGCACGAGAAGCAGGAGCGAGGCGAGCUGCCGCCCGUCUCACCCAAACAGGAAGGCGUGCACCACUUGGCCUCCCCCGCCGCUUCCGUGCUCCUCACCACGUCCUCGCCCGCCCGCCUCCACGGCCUGACCCACGCCAUCAACAGCAGCGCCCCUUCCAUGCUCUACUCCGCCGGCGCCGCCGACUACCACCACCACCCGUACCCGGCCCCCAUCAGCCUGGACAGCUCCCUCAACCUGGGCACGGACACCAGCGGCUCGCUCUUCUUCCUCAAGAACGCCGCCGGCCUGGGUCUCAACGACUCUCUGGACCUCAGCAAGAAGCUGCACCAGGAGGCGGCGCGGCGCACACCCGGCGUGCUGGCGGCUCAGGACGACACCACGGGAAUGUCUGGCGAGGCCGAGGACGACAUGUCGCCCGAAGAGGGGGUGCGGGCCGAGGAGGAAGAAGAAGAGGACGAGGAGGAGGAUGACGAGGAAGACCUCAACUCUGACUCCAACGACGAUUCGAUGGCGGAGCCCGACGGGGAGAAGGACAACGGGGAGAGUUUUCGUGCUUCCCUCAACCACGCUGACACUUCCCAACUGGAAAAACAAGACGGCGACCCGUGAUGGCGAACUCGGGCGGUCGUAGACGAGCGAGCGGGAAUGAAAGUGUUCUCGUUCAUCACGUUCGGGGACUUCACACGACAGCAGCCAGGACGAUAGGAAAGAGAAAAAAAAAAAAGAAAAGAAGAGGAAAAACACCACGGCCCAAAAAUGAUUUAUGAUGAUGUUUACAAGAUGACCAACAUUGUUAAUUCAAUUAUGCAUUCAAAAUAUGAACAGAGACACACAGAAUCAAACCGCCGUUUACACGCGGGUUGGGGGGUUGGGGGGGGGGGGGGGCCAUGUAAAGCAUCAGUCGUUUUGUGAGCGUGCAUGUUUGACUUUAAUUUAUUACUUUUUUAUUUUUCAUGUUUUUUGGUGUGGAGAAAAAAAAAAAAAAGAAGUCUCCCGAUAUAAGUAUCUAUGUACGUGUGUGUGCGUGCGUAUGUGUGUGUGCGUGUGUGUGUGUGCGUGAGCAUAGAAAAGGAACUUUGCAACAUGAACUGAAGGGCCGAGCGCACAUAUGAAAAAAAGAAAAAAAGGGAAGUGAAUCACUAAAGAGAAACAGGAUGUUUGAUUUUUUUUUUCUUUAUCAUUAUUAUCAUCAUUAUUAUUAUUAUUAUUAUUAUUAUUAUUAUUAUGAGACAGCAAGGGAGGGAGGGGUCACACGUUCCUCUCUCUAAGACAUUUUGGACUGUGGAUCUUUAGAGGCGUCGUCGUCGUCCUCGCUCUCUCGUGACAUUCUGCUAGUAAAGCCACCAAAAAAAAGCAGCCUGUGUAAUUUAAACCCCCCCCCCUCCCAAAAACAAAACAUGCCCCCCUCCCCUCCCCAAGGACCGCCGCCAUGUUGGCGGUGGAAACCAACUCCGUGUGUGGACAGUGCACUUUUCUACGAGCUGACCGUGACGCAUAUACAAAAGGCGGUGGAUGACUUGUGUUUAUUUUUGUUACCAUUUUGCAUCAUGUUGUUUUGUUGCCGUCAGUGAGACGCAUAUCAAUCCGUAAGCUGAUCCAUAGAAGAAGGGGGGCGGGGGGGCGGAUGUUUUGCGUCAGGGUGUGUAUUUAAUUUUGAAAAAAUGUACAGACCGAAAACUGCCUCAAACGGCGUUGUUUUUUUUUUUGUUUGUUUUUUUGUUUGUUUUUUGGGAGGGGGCCACUGUCACGGCUGUCAUAGUCGAGCUCCUGUUGUCACGCGUUUUAUUUAAUAUUUAUGUGACCUUACAAAAAAUGAGAAUUUCUAGGGUGUUAUUGCACUUUUUAGUUUCAUUUUUACCAGUCUGGGGAUUUAACAAAAAAAUAUAUAAGAUAUAUAUAUAUAUGUAUAUAUAUAUAUAUAUAUCUGUUAACAGGGAAUUUGCUUUAAAAGAUUGUUUUUAGUUCACUUUGCUUUAAUGCACAAAUAGAUGUUAGUGUGGAAAAAAAUAUUGUUUUGUGAUUUAUUUAAAAACAAAGAUAAGACUGUUUUUUGUUUUGCUUUCUUUUUGUCGAUGGGAAUAUUUGUUAGCAAGCGAACGGACGUGCCAGUUAAAUGGCAGGCGUGUGAGGAAACACUAAUAAGGACUGUGAUUUUAAUUUUUUUUUAAACUUGAUGGCGAUGCUCUUAUUGUCGUGCUAAAUUAUGAAUCUGUCGCUUUGGUUUGUUUUGAGAAAAUAUGUACGACUGAGGGGCGGACACACUGGUCAUAAAGUAUCUCCUGAGCUUGGCAUUGGAAAUAAAUAUUCAUCAUAUAGGGAAUAAAGAUGUGUGUAGGUGAUUUUGCUCCACAUAUUGUUUUGAGAAUAAAAAAAAAAAAAUUUAAAAAAAAAAGAGGUUGUACAGUAUUUUCCUCUGUAAAAACAGCAACAACAAUGAAAAAACGUAGAAAAGAAAAUGAGGAAAUUCUAAGGAAAAAAAAAAGACAAAUAAAAAAGCAGGAAUACAAAUAACGUCAUAGUUUGCGUGUGUGCGUGACAUUUUUUUAAUCAUCACAAAUUCAUAAGGAUUUCUAUAAUGUCAAAGCUGCAACACAGCGAUUGGAUCCAUGCAUUAAUGUGUCUUCUUUUAUUUCAAUAUUUCUUUCAUUUGUCAUUUCCGUGUGCUUUUUCCUUCCCCUGAUGAAUUGACUUUGUUUGCCGUGGACACGUCUCGUUCACCGGCUGUCUCCCGGGACUCUCUCGCCAAGCAGGGGAUCUUCCUCCACCCCUUCUCUCCUUUUUUUUGUCCCCUUUUGCUGACACAACUGUAGGCGCUGGGAGACAAUAAUCACUUGAAUUGACUUUCUACGUGUGCGUGUGUGUGUGUGUGUGUGUGUGUGUGUACGUGUGUGGCUGUACAAUUGCAGGACUUGUAAAAAGUUGGAAAUAAAGAAAGUAUAAUUAUAAUGACCACA